UAUAUAUGAGGCUCAGGCUCAGGCUCCUCUCCAUGGCGUCAUCCCAUUUUCACUUCAAAAUAGUUCACAGAGCUGGUGGUCCAGACUCCGGAGAAGCAGAAAGCAUUGGGAAGAAAAUGAAUAAGGGAAGGAAUCCAAACACCCAACCGUAGAAGUCUUAUCCAUCCUCCUUUUGUUCCGUCUGAGUCGUUGAUACUGUUGUUUCUACCUCUUCCAAACCCUCACUCACUCUCCUUGUUCCUCCACUUGCCAUUUUUUUAAGCCAAGUAUUCUACCAUUUCCUCCUUGUCUUCUUCAUCCUUUGAAGCCCUCCCACCAUAAUAUAUAUAUAUAUAUAUAUAUAUAUAUAUAUAUAACACCAACACUCAUCUCUGGAAGCAAUUCCAUCUUUGUCUCUCUUACUUAUCUCCAUUUUUGGAUCAGAGCCAGCUAGCUUAGCUGCCAUGGAAGGUGGAGAAGGAGCCCGGAGACUACCAGAUUUCUUACAGAGUGUGAAUCUCAAGUUUGUGAAGUUGGGUUAUCAUUACUUGAUGACCAAUUUCUUAACCUUCUUCCUCCUCCCUCUCAUGGCCGUGGUGGUGAUCCAGGCUUCGCAGUUAAGCCCUGAUGAGAUUCGCCACCUAUGGCUGCAGCUUCAGUAUAACCUGGUAAGCCUCAUAGUGUGUUUGGUCUUCUUGGUAUUCGGGGCAACCGUAUACUUCAUGACCCGACCGACAGACGUCCACCUCAUCGACUUCUCCUGCUACCGUCCUCCACCUCACCUCAAAGUCCGAUUCGACAAGUUCAUGGAUCACUCAAGACUCAUGGGUCACUUCAACGAUUCAUCACUCGAGUUCCAACGCAAGAUCCUGGAACGAUCUGGACUCGGUGAAGAGACUUACGUCCCUGAAGCUAUGCAAUACAUCCCUCCACGUCCGUCCAUGGCGGCGGCUAGAAAGGAGGCCGAACAGGUCAUGUUCGGUGCUCUUGACAUUCUUUUUAAGAACACAAAUCUCAACCCAAAAGACAUUGGUAUCCUCGUCGUGAACUGUAGUCUCUUCAACCCAACUCCUUCUCUUUCCGCCAUGAUCGUAAACAAGUACAAGUUGAGGGGUAAUGUUAAGAGCUUCAAUCUCGGUGGAAUGGGUUGUAGUGCUGGAGUGAUCGCCAUUGAUCUAGCCAAGGACAUGCUACAGAUCCACAGGAAAACCUACGCCGUCGUAGUUAGCACAGAGAAUAUCACGCAAAACUGGUAUUUCGGGAACGAGAAGUCGAUGUUGAUACCCAACUGUCUCUUCCGUGUGGGCGGCGCCGCCGUGUUAUUAUCCAACAAAGGCGGCGACCACCGGAGGGCGAAGUACAAGCUUCUCCACGUUGUGAGGACCCACUGUGGGGCCAACGACACGGCAUUCCAUUGCGUGUAUCAAAAGCAGGAUGGCGUAGGAAAUAUCGGCGUGUCGUUAUCUAAAGAUCUAAUGGCUAUCGCCGGUGGUGCAUUGAAGGCUAACAUUACAACCCUGGGCCCACUAGUCUUACCAAUCAGUGAGCAGCUUCUCUUCUUCUUCACUCUAGUAGGGAAGAAGCUAUUUAAUGCGAAGGUGAAGCCUUACAUACCUGACUUCAAGUUGGCAUUUAACCAUUUCUGUAUCCACGCUGGAGGGAGAGGUGUGAUUGAUGAGCUGGAGAAGAAUUUGCAACUAUUACCUGUCAACGUGGAGGCUUCAAGGAUGACGUUGCACCGAUUUGGGAACACGUCAUCCAGCUCGAUUUGGUAUGAGCUGGCGUACACUGAGGCUAAAGGUAGGAUGAAGAAGGGACACCGUGUCUGGCAGAUUGCGUUUGGGAGUGGGUUUAAGUGUAACAGUUCAGUGUGGGAAGCGAUGAGGAAUGUGAAGCCUUCUGCAAACAGUCCCUGGGAAGAUAUCCACGAUUAUCCCAUCCAAAUAGUGGCUUAGUCCGUAGCUUUUAUAUAUUUAUAUAUUUUGUCACAUGUUCACGAUUGUCUUAAGCAUAGGAUUCUUUUCUAUAGAGCUCUGGGAAUGGGAAGUCAUCCCACGACUAGGGUGACCUAGCGACGUAUGCCCAGGACCUCCAACAAAGGGGUGGCUUCCUAUUCUUUGAGCUCUAUGGAGAAGAGCCGGAUCCUAAUCCUAAUCCUGAUAGUUUCAUCUUAUUGUAUCUCAUUUAUCUUUUAAGAUUGCAAUUAUAUUAGUAAUUAAUUGUUAAUGGCAAUGUGCAUUACUUUCAUGGUGGCUUAUUUAUUUUAA
Molecule: messenger RNA, 2246 nt
Organism: Macadamia integrifolia
Lineage: Eukaryota; Viridiplantae; Streptophyta; Magnoliopsida; Proteales; Proteaceae
Product: 3-ketoacyl-CoA synthase 4-like
Biological process (GO): fatty acid biosynthetic process
Cellular component (GO): membrane
Molecular function (GO): acyltransferase activity, transferring groups other than amino-acyl groups
Source: RefSeq, a predicted model, not a curated record